Messenger RNA from Papaver somniferum (opium poppy), 2441 nucleotides. RefSeq names its product two-component response regulator-like APRR1. The transcript is spliced from 6 exons. Gene Ontology annotation, molecular function: protein binding. Lineage: Eukaryota; Viridiplantae; Streptophyta; Magnoliopsida; Ranunculales; Papaveraceae. Gene Ontology annotation, biological process: phosphorelay signal transduction system; cytokinin-activated signaling pathway. Bases 352 to 2139 code for a protein of 595 amino acids. The record is from RefSeq and is a predicted model, not a curated record.
CAUUUCCUUUUGGUCUCUUCUUCGCUUUACAGAUAAGUCCUGGCUAGUAGUUCACAUUAGCAAACCCCAUUUUAAUGGUUUUUAUUUUAAUCUGAAAGUCUUUCCUUCUUCUUCUUCUUCCUUCUUCUCCGGACAAGGAGAUAUUUUUCCUUUUUUAUUUUAUUUACUGCAAUAUGUAGAAAAAUUAGUCUCUCAUUUUUGAUUUUUGUUUUUGCAAGGAAUGAAAAAUCAAGAAGUUUGUAGUGUAAUACUGUUUGAUUCAGUAGUUGAAGAAACUUUAAAUUACCACUUCUUCAGAUAACAGGAAGAGUGAGGAUCUAAUUAACUAACAACAAGCAGAAAUUGGAUUUGAUGAUGAGAGGAGGAUCUGCGACUGCUGCUGGUGGUGGAUACAAUAAGUUGGAUAGAGUUGUUGUUGAGAUGGAGAAGAGGAAAGAGGAUGCUGUUGGUGGUGGUGGUGGUGGUGGUGGUGGUGGUGGAGGCAAUAACAAUAAUAAUAGUAGUAUGCCUUUUGUUGAUAGAAGUAAAGUGAGAAUUUUAUUGUGUGACAAUAACAAUAAAAGCUCUGAUGAAGUUUUUACUCUUCUCUGCAAAUGUUCUUACCAAGUAACAUCAGCGAGGACACCCAGACAGGUGAUUGAUGCACUUAAUGCAGAGGGUCGUGAUAUUGAUAUCAUUCUCUCUGAAGUUGACCUUCCCAUAUCCAAGGGCUUGAAGAUGUUGAAGUAUAUUAUGCGCGAUAAAGAGCUGCAGCGCAUUCCCAUUAUAAUGAUGUCUGCCCAAGAUGAUGUUUCUGUUGUUGUAAAAUGUCUAAAACGCGGAGCAGCUGACUAUCUUGUGAAGCCAUUACGCACCAACGAGCUAUUGAACUUGUGGACUCACAUGUGGAGAAGAAGGCAGAUGCUUGGAUUGGUGGAGAAGAAUAUCUUAAGUUAUGACAUGGAUUUGGCUGUGUCAGACCCAAGCGAUCCCAAUACCAACAGCCUAACUCUAUUCUCUGAUGACACAGACGAUAAAUCUCGCAAGACCAACUAUCGGAAGGAUGAUUUCAUUGCCACGACGUUCGCAGAGUCUCCGCUCAAGAAUUCUUCAGAGCUUCAGCUGGAUGCGCCAGGGCCUAGUGACCAGCGAAAUGGACAAGUUUCGACAAUUUUCAAGAAAAGUGGUCUUAAGUUUGGCAAGUCGUCGGCCUUCUUUACAUAUGUCAAAACCGGUGCAACUGCCGACAACCGUUCUGUGGCUGGUUGUAUGGACGAAAAUGCUUCUAGAUCAGUACAGCCAAGCGGCCCUAGCAGGGAAUAUACAUUUCGGACAUGUUCUAAUAAACAACAAGGAAGUGAUAUCGGAAGGCAAGAAACCGGAAUUUCACUGGAAAACUACUGUGUUAAUGAAGUAAUUCCUACCAGAGACAAUGUUCCUGGCAUCACAAAUGUUGGACGUUUGGACACUCGUCACACUUCGUUAGAAAGACAAAAUGAAUGGAACACAAAGGAGGGUGGCAGUAGGACUAUUAAUUUUGGGAGGCAGAAUACUCCUUUGACACCAUCGAGAAAUCAAGAUGGCAGGAUCUCGAAGGAGGAAGAGCAAUCCUCUACGCUUUUGUUAGCUCCAAGAAAUGAUGUUCAACUUAAUGCUUCUAGUGGACAGGGACACCCUCUGUUUCCUUAUUAUUUGCCAGGAAUGAUGAAUCAAGUUAUGAUACCUUCACCUGCUCAACUAUAUCAAGGGAACUUGCAAAAUAUGUCAAGUAAUUGUACUUCAGCAAUGUCUUCUUGUAUUCCUCUCCAGCAACACGCCAAUGUACCUGGGAUGGCAUCCUUUCCAUAUUACCCGUUUAUGCAACAUGGGCAAAUGACCACUACACACAUGUGGCCGCCAAUUGCAAGUGUGCCUUCAAGUGAAGUAAAACCAACUCAAGUUGAAAGAAGAGAAGCAGCACUGGUAAAGUUUAGACAGAAAAGGAAAGACAGGUGUUUCGAUAAGAAGGUCAGGUACAUUAACCGGAAGAAACUAGCUGAAAGGAGGCCUCGUGUAAGAGGUCAAUUUGUGAGACUAGCAAAUAGUAUAGAGGUUGAUCUGAAUGGGCAACCUACUGUUGAUGAUUCCGAUGCUGAUGAAGAAGAGGACGUGGAUGAAUAAGUGUUCAUUUUUGACAGGACGACACUAGGUAGAAGCCCUGGCAAUUUUGCUAUUCUCUCCAGUUUCCUUCUUUCAAGUAUCAUUUGCCCCCAUCUCGGUAGCAUCCAUUUUAGAGAUAAUCUCUUUCCAGGUGUGUCAAUCCUGUAAUUUCAUUUUUGUCAGAUCUAGAUUCAUGCUAAAAGGCUGACGAACUAUAUAGUUUACCAUGUUGUAGUCUUGUAAUUUGUUUUUCUUCGGAUCAUGCGACGAGCUAUAGUUUAGCACCACAAUAAUAUUGCUAGUGGGCAUUCUUAAGGUGAUCA